This is a messenger RNA of Geosmithia morbida, 2682 nucleotides long. Its product is annotated as ANX protein. Gene Ontology annotation, molecular function: calcium ion binding; calcium-dependent phospholipid binding. The transcript is spliced from 2 exons. Lineage: Eukaryota; Fungi; Ascomycota; Sordariomycetes; Hypocreales; Bionectriaceae. Bases 1 to 2682 code for a protein of 893 amino acids. Gene Ontology annotation, cellular component: cytoplasm. The record is from RefSeq and is a predicted model, not a curated record.
AUGUCUCUCCACGUUGGUGACGGGAGCGACAGCCGACGUACCAGGUCGAGAUCUCGCGAUCGUCGUUCCGGUGACGAGACGAAACCCUCAUACAUUGACUCGAGGGAUUCAAGCUACGCUUAUCCCGAGGCCGACCUCGACGCUAAGUACAGGCCCCGUCACGAUGAGCCGCUCUCCAGCUCUGCUAGAGCUUCCUCUUCGGGCCUGCCAUACCCUGCCGAGGGCGAAAUUGACAAUCUGCUCCCCGGAGAUCAGUCGCUCUACAGCUAUGACUCGCACCACCCCAUACGCCGCGCCACCUCUCCGGCGGCAGACCCGCCCUACCGCAGCUCGCGUGACAAGGUUGCCGACGCACCGUCCCACCGCAGCUCGCGCGACAAGGUGGUGAUGAGUGACGCGCCACCGGGUGCGCUCCCCAGAGAGGAUGAUGAUUCCGACGACGGCAAGGGUGACGACAGACGAGGUGAAACCAAGAAGGAGCGCAAGGAGCGCAGACAGCGCGAGGCCAAGGAGAAGGAGAAGGGGUCCAGUCAGUACGCUGACGACAACGAGAGGCUCGACAAGUACCUCCCCUCCAAGUACAGCGCCAGCGCCAGCAAACGCCGCGACGACUCCGACGACGAGCGCCCGCCUCUGCCCGACCGUCGCGGCCAGAGGGCCGAGGAGGGAGAACGUAGCAGAGUAGACUACCUGCCACAAAAGUACAGCAGCGCUCCAGCCGACAAGCCCGGCGCAGACAACAGACACAGCUACGGAAAGGACAGGGUCCAAAAGAUCAUGAACCUUCCGCAGAGAUACCUCGGGCGAUACCACGACAGUCACGACUCGUCCUCCUCGGACCAAAGCAAAUCGUCCGACAGGGAAGAGCGCCGCAGGAGGAAGAAGGAGCGCGACGAGGAGGACCUGGCGUACGGCAAGCCUCCGGGUCCACCUCGCUCGUCCGUCCGAGACGACCGGGAGACGUGGGGGAGCUACAUGUCCGGCUCGAAGUGGGAGGACAAGCACCGUCAGCGCCCCGGGCACGACGACCCCCGCCGAGAAGACUACCGUCGCAGGGACGACGUCGUCCCCGCCAGCCCGUCGGGUGCUCGCCAUCGACGCGGCAGCUCGUACGCAGACGACCCUCGCGGGCCGCGGCCCGAGAUUCGCACGGUCGAGCCGGGUAACAGGAGGCGCGACGACGAGCCCCCGAAGAAGCCUCCCCGCCCCUCCGAUACGUUGAAAGUGGGGACCACGGCCGGUGGGCGCGACAGAUCCCGCUCCAGGGAUUCACGGCGCGAGAGCGGCCACCGCCGUGAGAAGUCGGACACGCUGACAGUCGGUGCGGCCGCCGGCCGCAACAAGUCCAGGUCCAGGUCGCGCGACGGACGGCGCGACAGGUCACCCCAGCCGCAGACGAAGCGCAUGUCGUCGCUGACGGUGGACACGGGUCUACCGGCCGCCGCAUCCCUGUCCGCCGCCUCCGGGUCCCCGAUGCUCGAGUCGUACCGCGGCACGUACCAGGACUGCUCGCCAAUGCCAUCCCCGCUACUCCUCGCGUCUGGAGGACCUGGCGGUGCCGGCGCCAACGACGACGUCAGGGUGAUUGAGGCGCUGUCGCCCGCGGAGUCGGACGUGGACGCAGACGGCAAGAAGCGCACGCGGCGCGCCCGCUUCCACGACGCCGAGGACAUCGCGUCGCGGCUCGCCGUGGCCCUGCGCGGCGACGGCCCCCCGCAGCGCGAGCCGCUCGUGGAGAUCCUGCCGAGCCUGACGCACGAGCAGGUCAUGCAGCUGCGGGCCGACUACAAGGCCAUCGUCAAGACGGGCAGCCAGCGCAAGGGCGUCAACAUAGCUAAGCACAUCCGCGCGCGGCUCAAGGACGAGAACCCCAACCUGAUGAAGGCCUGCUACGCCGUGGCGCUGGGCCAGUGGGAGAGCGAGGCAUACUGGGCCAACUACUGGUACCAGGGCGACAAGACGCGGCGCGAGCUGCUGAUCGAGUCGCUCAUGGGCCGCACCAACGCCGAGGUCCGACGCAUAAAAGACGCCUUCACCGACAAGAAGUACGACAACAGCCUGACGAAGUGCAUGAAGACGGAGCUCAAGGAGGACAAGUUCAAGAAGGCCGUGCUCAUGGUCCUCGACGAGCGGCGCAUGGAUGAGGUCGACGACCAAGGACGACGCCUCCCCCUCGACUACCGCCUCGUUGACAAGGACGUAGACGACCUCUGGAAGGCCAUCAAGUCCGAAAAGGGCGGCGAGUCCCUCAUGAUCUCCAUCGUCGUCCAGCGCAGCGACGCCCACCUUCGUGAGGUACUAAAGGAGUAUGAAGCUGCUUUCCACUCCAACUUUGCUAGGGAUUCUCUAAAAAAGAGUGGUAAUCUUGUUGGUGAACUCCUAGCCCACAUCCUAAACGGAAUCAUCAACCGUCCCGUCCGCGACGCCCUGCUACUCCACCACGCCCUGACGGCCUCUAGGAAGGACGAGCUCCGCCACGAGCUCCUGACAUCCCGUCUUGUCCGGCUGCACUGGGACGCUUCGCACAUGCAGGACGUGCGGAGGGCGUACCUGGACCGGUAUGGCGUCGAGCUGCAGAACGCCGUUCGCGAGGCCACCAGCGGGCACUGGGGUAUGUUUUGCGAGGAGCUGUGUAUUGCGAGGGUGCCGUCUGCCGUCAGGACGUUGCAUGUUGCUGAGUGA